GCAUGGGACAUAAGCGAAGAAGGAAGUACGCGGCAGUUACACCUCUUGCUUCCCCGGGGAGGGCUACCGGAGGUCGUUAGCUACAGCCGUAUGAAGCUACUUCAGACCCCAGCACUGAGCUUCCUGGGGAGUUAGUAAAGACUGAGAAAAUGUGACAACCCCUUCGUCUACAUCUCGGACACGGCCGGCUAGCCAACUGUGCUGAAAAUGUCAGCGUUUGGCCUCACUGCUAGGCGCACAUGUCGCGGCGUGCCACUGAAAAUGAUCGGGCCUUCAUUUAGCCCGCUAACAAACGAUGGACGCCGGGUAAGAAACGCGAUGAACCUCGACAGAAGAAGCGACAGCUGCCCGCGGAGCCACAUCACUGACGUAACGCGUCCGUACAGCUCUCGCCCGAAUAACCCCAAGGUACCAGAGGUCGCAACGUGGGAACCAGUGUCGGAGGACCGACUUCCCCCGCCUGCAAAAAUCCCUGCUGACCUGGUGGACAAACUGGAGCGACUGGCCUUGGUGGAUUUCCGAACCAAACAGGGACUGGCCUGUUUGGACAAAGCCAUACGGUUUGCCGAUCAGCUUCAUGUUGUUGACACGUCCGGGAUUGAACCAAUGGAUUCGGUUCUGGAGGACAGGGCCUUAUACCUGAGGGUUGAUGCAGUGAUGGAAGGGGACUGUGCUGAAGAACUGCUUCAUCUCUCCAAAAACACAGUUGAAGAAUAUUUUGUGGCACCACCAGGAAAUAUUCCUCUACCAAAGAGGGAGGAGAGGGCUGCCAUACUGAAACACUCAGAGUUCUGAUAUUUAUGAACUUGUCCUUGAUAAUUAUUCAUUUUUAAUGUGAAGACUGGAUGUGUCUUCCAAGAAGUACAGUAUGAGUCAACUCUGGUGGCUGAGGAUAUGACCAGGUAACCUCAGUGCUCAUCUGCAGUUAAAAAAUAAAAUAAAAAGCCUCAGGUGAUUUUUUUUUUUUUUUUUUCCAGUUUCAUUUGACACCCUAGGUUAACUUUCUAGUUUCAGUAUCAGUUCAUGAAAAAUGGUGAGUGUCCAGGUGUGUAGGGGCGGAGGGUGUGAUGAGGAUAUUCAGUGCAAUGUCUGUACAUUGUUUUGGUUUGUUUGUACACUUUUUUUUUUUUCAUGUGUCCUGUUUUCAUCGUUGUAUUGUUAAACUU
Messenger RNA from Xiphias gladius (swordfish), 1166 nucleotides. RefSeq names its product glutamyl-tRNA amidotransferase subunit C (gene gatc). Gene Ontology annotation, biological process: mitochondrial translation; glutaminyl-tRNAGln biosynthesis via transamidation; regulation of translational fidelity. The coding region runs from base 208 to 795 and encodes 195 amino acids. Gene Ontology annotation, cellular component: glutamyl-tRNA(Gln) amidotransferase complex; mitochondrion. Gene Ontology annotation, molecular function: glutaminyl-tRNA synthase (glutamine-hydrolyzing) activity. The transcript has 5 exons. NCBI's taxonomy places the organism in Eukaryota, Metazoa, Chordata, Actinopteri, Istiophoriformes, Xiphiidae. The record is from RefSeq and is a predicted model, not a curated record.